ACGUCCUGGUUCAGAAUCAGUUUCUGAGAAAUUUAAAAUCGACUGGGGUACAUACAUGUCAUCAAGAAAUGAUGUUGUGUAUAUUCGCCUAGAUGUACGAGGGUCCAAGGGCCAAAGCAAAAAAACACUAUAUCGUCAUUUAGGAGGAGUAGAAGUUUUAGAUCAAAUUUCUGUGCUUGGGUAUUUGCUGGACACUAUAGGUUUUUUAGAUGAAACUAGAGUAGGUAUGUGGGGGUGGGGCUAUGGAGGUUAUGUAACCUCAAUGGCUCUCGGUACGCAACAAGACGUAUUUAAAUGUGGAAUCGCAGUUUCUCCCACUGCAGAUUGGUUAUAUUCAAAUUCGGCGUUUACUGAGCGUAUAUUAGGCCUGCCUGCUGAAAAUUUUAAAGGCUAUGUUGAGGCAGAUGCAACUCAAAGGGCACGUCUAAUUAAAUCCAAUUCAUAUUUUUUGAUUCAUGGCCUGGCAGAUACCACAGCUCCCUUUGUCCAUGGAGUGCAAUUAGCGAAAUCCCUAACAAGCGCCAAUGUUCUCUUUCGAUAUCAGACUUAUGCAGAUGAAGGCCACGACUUAAGUGGUGUACUCGAACAUGUAUAUUCUUCUAUGGAGCAAUAUUUUGCAGAAUGCUUAAGCUUGGACCCGGAUGAUACAAAACCAGAAGUUGAUAAAAGCAUAGUCCCAGCUGAAUAAAAAAAGUUUAA
Molecule: messenger RNA, 699 nt
Organism: Drosophila erecta
Lineage: Eukaryota; Metazoa; Arthropoda; Insecta; Diptera; Drosophilidae
Product: venom dipeptidyl peptidase 4-like
Exons: 4
Coding region: 56-688 (210 amino acids)
Biological process (GO): proteolysis
Molecular function (GO): serine-type peptidase activity; dipeptidyl-peptidase activity
Source: RefSeq, a predicted model, not a curated record